AUGAUCGACACCGACAACCUUCGUACAGCAUCGCUGUACAUCAACAAUCAGCUCCUCUCGAGAGGACUCCUUCGCGAUGGCCAGAGCAUUGAUUUUGCCAGUCCGGCAAUGUUUGAUGAUGAAGCUGCCGCGACAAUGGGACGCAUCGUGAGCGUCCUCAACGACUUGAUUCUACGGCGCGAUCGCGACGCCGAGCAUCGCGAAUCGCUCUCUGCAACCAUGCGAACCCUCCGCGCCGACAACCUCAAGCACACAAACGACAUUGCGCGCCUAGCAGAGAAGCAUACCGAGGCCAAGAGGAAGCUCGACAUCGCCGAGGCGUCCGAGGCCUCCCUCAAAUCGCAGAUGAAGUCGGCUGAUGCUGCUAUCCGCGGCUUGAAAGAAGAGGUUGCCCGUACAAAGGGAUUGGUCGCCCAGGCGCGCGCUGCUUGCGCAACCGAUGUGCGGCGUCGCGAUCGCCAGAUUGAUACCCUCAAGAAGCAGCUCGGCGAAGCUGGUCGCGCUCGAGGGGCGAGAGGAAACCCUGCCGUGACCUCGAUUAUUGUCACAGGGGACGUUGGCGAGCAAAAGUCAUCCCCAGCACGAGGAGGAAGCACAAAAUCAGAUGACUAUGAUCUGCGCAACGAGACAAACUGUUUCCUAGCCAAGCUGGCCCAGAACCUUAGCGAGGAGAACGAGGCCAUCCUGACCAUAAUGAGGAGGACGAUGAAGCAACUACGCAACAUGAGCGGGUGGAGCAACGAGAAUGAGGAUGGCCUCGUUGUUAAGCAAGAGGGCUGGGAGGACAUGGCCGCAGAGCUGGACUCUGUGCUGGACCACAUGCGGACAAUUCUCACCAACCCGUCCUUUGUGCCUAUCGAGGAGGUCAUGGUCCGUGAGGAGGAAAUCAGCCGCCUCAAGGAUGGUUGGGUCAAGAUGGAGAGCCGCUGGACUGAGGCCGUCCACCUUAUUGAUGGCUGGCGCAAGCGAAUGGCCGCCAAUGGCAGGCCCAUCUGCGAGGAGGAGCUCCAGAUGGGACUGCGACUCAGCCCUGUGCGUGUUAGAGACGUGGCAGAGACAAGACAGGCGGUUGGGCUGAGACUCUCGGCUGUGGCUGAGGAGCCUGAGGAUGAUAUGGAUGUCAUGAACUCGCCGUGUCCUUCGGCGCACCGGUCUCCCCAUAUGCAGACCAUCGACGAGUAUGACCACGACGACCACGAGAGCGACCCCGAAUCCGAUUUUGACGACCAUGUACCCGUGGAAGAGUACGAUGUGGAGGAGCCCAACGUUCAGAUCCUUCAGCAGUCAACAGGGGUGCCCUUCAUGCAACAUGAGCCCAACUCUUCUUCGCCUCUACCAGAACCUCCCCAGAUGACGCCUCUACGAGAUUCUUCAUCAGCGGGCAACCGUGGCUCUGCGCGACUCAACAGGCAUCCCAAGAAGCAUGGUGACUAUACCACCAUUGUCGAGGAGGAUACCUGGGAGAUGGCCGGAUUGGCUGAUCCUCUACCCAUCCGAGCGAACCGGGACCCUCUGGACCGUGUCUCCUCUGCUUCGUCCCUCGAAGAAGUCCUCCUGGUCAAGUCCCCAGAGCCUGCGCCUCAGAUGAGUGAGACGAGGGCAUCCACUCCUCGCCGAGGAAGUCCCCGACGCAGUGAUAGAGCGUCUACGCCCCAGCAACAAACCCCUCGCCGUAGCGACAGAGCAUCUACUCCUCAACAACAGAGUCCUCGACGAAGCGACAGGGCUUCCACACCUCAUCGAGACAGCCCUCGACGCAGUGUAGAUCGACCCGACUCUCGGUCAGGGACUGCGCCGCCAUCUCCCAACCGCUCCCCACGCCGUACCGCCUCGCGCCUCCCACUGCCUCGAAACAUCGACCCGGCCCCUCAACAGAGCCCUCUCACAAUGGCCACCAUUGCCGCCAAGCUGGCUGCUUCUGAGCGAGAGGCCGAUGCUGCCCGAGUACGGGCCAAACUCCGUGCUGCUCGCGGCACCCGCGGCGUCAAGAAGCCCACCAUCACCAGGUCACAGCCAGAGCCAGAGCCGGCGGCGCAAGAGCAAGACUCUCAGAGAAACGGGCUCGAGGACGUGGACCCCGUCAAGAGGGAUCCCACGCCACCAGCAGAGGAGCAUCAACUCAAGCCCGAAAAGAGACGGCGUGAACGACGAACAAGCAAGACGGCCUCGCGGCGGAGGAGUACACUAAGCCCGUGGGAGCUAGAGAGCUUGAUCACAGGAAAGGUGCAACAGUGA
Fusarium keratoplasticum is the source of this 2235-nucleotide messenger RNA. RefSeq lists its product as uncharacterized. The coding region runs from base 1 to 2235 and encodes 744 amino acids. The record is from RefSeq and is a predicted model, not a curated record. Lineage: Eukaryota; Fungi; Ascomycota; Sordariomycetes; Hypocreales; Nectriaceae. The transcript has 2 exons.